CCAUGCCUGAACAGUUUGAUUUAUAUGUACCCAAAGGAUUUGACAGCACAUACAGGGGGAUCAAGAGGAAUGAUGUACCUGAUGACAGAUUAUGUAUUUAUAAUAACCACCUGCUCACGCAUUACUUCGUGGGAGUUUUCGUAUUCGAGGUCUGGAUGGAUAGAUUUUAUGGUGUGGAGACCUUCUGGAAAUAACUAUAAGCUUGUUGCUUACAACACAAUUUACGUUGAAGGUGUUAAUUCAACGGUGUACACCGUUGUGGAAUACGAAAGGAUAGCUGUUCUUGAAAAUGACGUCAUCGGAUGGCGCUCACUCGCUGACAACGAUGGCGGUAAUAUCAUCACAAAUGGAGACUGCUUAGAUGAGUGUGCUAUUGGAUACCAGGCUUACUCGGCCCAAACUUUACAGAGAGGGGACGUAUUUGAUUGGAAAACGUCAGGAAACAUAAUAAAUACUACAGCUUAUGCUAUUAAAGCUUGCCUUGAGGACAAUACAAUUAUAUCCUUUAACAACCCCAAUCAAUCGGCGGAAAUCCCAGACCACUUACCCCCAGGUUCUUUUGUGAUGGUGCUGGAGGUGGGAGGGGCGGACUACGCAGAAAACGUGACAUAUACCGUCAUGCAACACCCCUCCUCUACUUCCUCUGCCGCGUUUUUCGUGGUGGAUGAAAUAGCUCAAGUAACAGUCGCCAAAAAGAUGCCGAGGGCCACUGAAAAAAAGGACUAUCUGUUACUGGUAGAAGCAAAGGAUGCGUGUAAUACAAGUGCCACAGUGACACUUUCCAUAGAAUCACAGAAUAUGCCUCCAGAAAUACUAGAUCUGCCGAAUUCUAUGUCUGUAGCCGAGGAGACGGGUGGAGAAACUGUUCUCUACUCCACCAUUGUGGAAGAUCCUUCGGGGGAUGAAGUUUGUUGUCUGCUAGAGACUGUAUUACCAAGUUCAACGAAUUUUAACGUCACUGGAAACUCGACAGCUGGUUCAUCACGUGGUAUCUUUUCCAUUUUGACCACUGAAAAUCCCGCCUUUUCUUACAAAGACAUUAACUCUUAUAUUGUAAAAUUAUGUUGUGACGAUAGUGCAGAUAAAACUACGGGGAUAUUACUAGUCAAUGUGAAGAAACCGGUAAAAGAAGCUGGAUAUGAACCACCAAAUUGGUUUAUGUUGUCCGUGGCGAUGUCAUGCAUUCCUGUCUUCGUUAUGGGAUUUUGUGCAUGCUUUGUGCUAAUUCACACAAUGUUUGUGGUAGGAUAAUACACAUUCGUGGUGAUAAAUUUCGUUAUACUCAUUAUAUAUUUUCUCAUAUGAAAAGUAUGCAUCGAUAGUGUUCAUCUGAUACAAGAAAAAUAGUUAUAAUCUACGACAGAUUGUCUGUCGUUUAAUUACCGUGUUUCCAAGUGCUUCAUAAUU
Saccostrea cuccullata (small rock oyster) is the source of this 1407-nucleotide messenger RNA. RefSeq lists its product as uncharacterized. NCBI's taxonomy places the organism in Eukaryota, Metazoa, Mollusca, Bivalvia, Ostreida, Ostreidae. The record is from RefSeq and is a predicted model, not a curated record. Gene Ontology annotation, cellular component: membrane. Gene Ontology annotation, biological process: homophilic cell-cell adhesion. Gene Ontology annotation, molecular function: calcium ion binding. The coding region runs from base 25 to 1251 and encodes 408 amino acids. The transcript has 8 exons.